Molecule: messenger RNA, 1305 nt
Organism: Dictyostelium purpureum
Lineage: Eukaryota; Evosea; Eumycetozoa; Dictyosteliales; Dictyosteliaceae
Exons: 2
Source: RefSeq, a predicted model, not a curated record
UUUCCAGAAAGUUUAGAAGAGUUAGAUUUGGGUGAUAGUUACAAUUUCACAUUGGAGAAAUAUGAUUUACCAAAGAAUUUGAAGGUUUUAAGGUUGGGCAAAGAUUACAACAAGUCAUUCUUAAGCGAUAGUUUACCAAGUGGCCUAAAAUCAUUGUAUCUGGGAUUCGAAUAUAAUCAAAAUAUAAGUUUAAAUUGCUUACCAAAUAGUCUCACCCAUUUAGAAACAGGAUACAGUUUUAAUAAAUCAAUUAACAAUUUACCAAACUCUUUAGAGACAUUGGUAUUGAAGUGUUAUUUUAAUCAACCAAUUUCAAAGCUACCAACCAACUUAAAGUGUUUGAAAUUUGGAGAAUCUUUUGAUAAUAGAAUAGGCCCCAAUAUUUUACCACAUGGUUUAACUAGAUUAGAAUUUGGUAAUGAAUUCAAUACAGAAAUACCACCUAAAUGUUUACCAAUGAAUCUAAAAUAUCUUAAAUUUGGAAGGUCAUUCAACAAGCAACUCAAAGAACCCUUACCAACAAGUUUAACAGAAUUAAUAUUCGGUUUUAACUACAAUCAGCCAAUCAAUAAAAAUGUUUUAAAUCAUGGGUUAAAAAAUUUAGUAUUUGAUUAUUCAUUUGAUCAGGUCUUGUUGCCUAAAAUUUUACCAUUGACAUUAGAGUUAUUAAAGUUUGGAGAACUUUUCAACAGGGAUCUUGUAGAGGAAGAAAUAUUACCCAACAAUUUAAAAAUACUAUUAUUUGGUGAUAAUUUUAAUAAAAAUAUAAAUCAUUUACCAAAAAGUCUCCAGGUGGUCAAGUUUGGUUACCGUUUUAAUAAUAACUCAAUUGAAAAUUUAACAUUUUUUUCAAACGAUUUCAAUAGACAAAUACCGCCAGAUCAUUACCCAGAUAAUUUAAAGCAUUUCUCAUGUGACCAAUUAUUCGAUUUAAAAGAAAUACCAAAAUCAAUACACUAUUUAAAGUUUGGUAAUGGAUUCAAAAAACAAUUAAAACCGGGUCAAUUUGUUAAUUUUCCAAAUUUAAAAUACAUUAAAUUGGGCGAUCACUACAAUACAGUCAUCGAACCAGGCACCAUCCCUGAUAAUAUCAUACAUUUGAAAUUUGGUUCUUUCUAUAAUAAAUCGAUUUUGGAGAAUAGCUUACCAACCUCAUUAACUUGUUUAGAUUUAGGUCACGAGUUUUCCCAGACCUUCUAUCCUGGUCAAUUAGAUUCAGCUGUGAAUUUAUCGAUUUUAUAUUUCUCUACAAAAUACUUAAAAGAAAUAUUACCAAAUUCUUUACCAAGCUCAAUUCAUACAAUU